AAAGUGCGGAGAGAGAAAACCGAGCAGCACACAUUCCGCGGAGACGACAAGUAAAUACGUGUAAAACAGAUGACCAGCAAAUAAAUAAACAUUAAAUAUUUAAUACGUAUUUUGUAUUUCAUUUUUUGCACUUACAAAAUUAACAAAAGUUAAAAAUACACAGUCAUUUUCGUCGUCUUCUUAAUCUGUGAAAGGUUAAACAUUUCUUCGCCUUUGUUAUGAAAGAUCUUUAAGAAAAAUUGUGUAGUUCAAAGUUCAAGGUGCGGGCGACGCAAUCGAUAACAUGGAGAAUUUUAGCGAUGAGAAUCAACAAAAUAUGACGUUGCAGUCAACUUCUUCUUCACGACCAGAAGCGAGCUUGCCAAACCUUAUCCCAGACUCGACCGAGGUCAACGCUAACGAUCCCGUGUCGAACGUUUUAAGGAAUCCGUUGAUACUCGACGCCCUCUUCGACAACCUCAGGCUCCCCGACCUUAAAACGGCUCGCCUCGUUUGCCACGACUGGAACGACGUGGGCCUCACUUUACUAGGAAAACGGGCUCCUUUCCAUAUCAACAAAUUUUUCACCUGCACGGCGUCCAAGUACUCCGGCGUACCACCCGUUAACGAAAAACUGAUGCGACGCCUCCUCAUCUCACACAAGUUCCACCCGUCCUUCGGGUUGGUCAAGAGGAAGGCAGAACUUCUGACAAAGGCGCUCACCCAACUAACUCAAUUAACUCGUGAAAUUAAAUUCGUCAUCACGACGAAGGAAUAUGUCCCCGUUUUCAUUGAAGCAUUUAGGAUUCUGGGGUCCACAAAAAUCCAACACAUUAAUAUCUUCAAUAAUGUCAAAACACUUCGAGCCCAGGAUUAUCAACGCCUCACCCCGCAACCUGACUUGACCUCGCUCAAGUUGCAGACAUGGCAAGACUUUCGAUCUGCUACUGGUUGUCCGUCUCACCUCCAAAUCUGGAUCGAUGCUGCCCCCAAUUUGACCUCUUUAGACUUCAAGGGGUGUUUUUAUCCUCAUUUGGAGGGGUGCAAAAAUCUCACAGUUUUGAAAUUUGAAUUCUCGCCCCGCUAUGUGGAUAAAGAUGGCCUCAAUUUGCACAAUUUGAUCAAGAUGCUGGGACCAAAUCAAUAAAGAAAACUUUGUUGCGUCAUUUGGAGCACCGGUUUCCUGUUACCGAAGAUAUCGUAUGCGCAUGUUUGCUUGAUCCAGGCAUGAAGCGAUUAACAAUUAUUGAGACCUACCUUGCUGAAAAGAAUCAAUCGAAGCUCAAAUUCUUAAUACAAAUGUGCAAGUCAUAUUGGUGGGGUUCGUGGCGCUAUUGUUCAUAAAGAGCUCCAAUAGGGUGCAGAAAAUGGCGUCAAGGAUGAGCCAAAAACCAAAAAGAAGAAAAACUUUGUGGACAUCAAAAAUGAGUUGUUGAAAUUUCUGUCUAAGCAAAUUUAGUUUAUCCAAAUCGCCCCAAAUAUAAAACUCUUGAAUUUAUGAUGACGAUAAUAGGAGGUAUGGUGUAUACUAGACACUGAACGGUAAUUUCGGGUUACAUAUAUAAUAAAAUGAGGCGCCUGGUUGGAUGAAAAGUUUGCAUGGAAAAAGUGAGACGAAGAGAAAUGGAUUUCAUACGACCCUGACUCGAAAUGAUGAUGGAUACCCACCGCGAACCACUUUUCUCACUCUGUCUCACAUUCCCAUGCGAAAUAUGGAAAACGGUUUUGUGAAACACUUGACGUGGUAUUCAUCUUAAUCGAAAAGUAAACAUGCAACAGAUGGAAAUCAAACAAAUAAUUAAUUAACAUUUAAUACGUAUAAAUACGUAUAUAUGUACAUAUAAAAUUAUAAAUAUAAAAUUUUAUAUUUUGUGUUAUUGUAUACUUUUUGUACAGCAUAAAAACAACAAAAGUUAAGAACAUUGUCGUCAUUUUCCAAAUCUGUGGUUUACGUAAAUAAAUAUUUAGCUCACUAAAUAACUAAUAUUUUGAGUUUUUAUCGUCUCAUCAUUUUCCCAUCAUUUUCUCAUCAUUAGUAUUGAAAGGACGACGCAGUCGUCACAGUCACAAUUUUCGACAACGCAGAAUUUUAGCGACAAAAAUCCACACAGCAUGAAGUUACGGUCAAGUUCUUCGCGACAAGGGGAGAGGAGUGUCCCAAAUUUUAGUUUUCUUUGUUGGGAGAGUUUAGUCCGUUUAGUUCCAGCCCCGAAAAAAGUACGUGUCGCCGCUGACAAUGCAAUGUCGAAAGUUCUCAGGAAUCCGUUGAUCCUCGACGCCAUCUUCGCCAAGCUUGGCCUCCCCGAUCUGAAGACAUCUCGUCUCGUUUGUCACGACUGGGACGACGUCGCCGCCACCGAAUUAGGAAAACGGACUCUUUUCCACCUCAACGAAUUUUUUGCCUGCAAGGCGUCCGGCGCCCCCCCUGUCUUGAGGGAUUUUGAUAUCAGGAUCCUGGACUCCAUCUUCGCCAAUCUAAGCAUCCCCGAUCUGCACACGUCCCGUCUCGUUUGCCACGACUGGAACGACGUGGCCUCCACCUUUCUAGGAAAACAGGCUCCUUUCCACAUCAACGAACUUCCAGCCUGCAAGGCGUCCCAGUAUCCCGGCGUGCCCCCCGUCAACGACAAACUGUUGAGACGCCUCCUUAUUUCACUAGAUUUCCACCCGUCCUUCGGGUUAGUCAAGUGGAAGGCUGAGGUUCUCACGAAAGCGCUCACCCAACUGACACAACUAUCUCAAUUAACUCGUGAACUUAAGUUUGUCAUUACGACGAAGGACUAUGUCUCCGUUUUCAUUGAAGCAUUUAGGAUUCUGGGGUCCACAAAAAUCCAACAGAUUUGCAUUUUUAAUCAGGUCACAAAAAUCCCAGCCCAGGCGUAUCAACCACUCCCCACGCAACAUGACUUGACCUCCCUCAAGUUCAAAAUUAUGCCAGAAAUUCGACAUUAUAACGCCAUCGGCUGUCCGUCUUAUAUCCAAAUCUGGAUCGAUGCUGCCCCCAAUUUGACCUCUUUAGACUUCAGGGGGUGUUUCUAUCCUAAUUUAGAGGGGUGCAAAAAUCUCACAGUUUUGAAAUUUAGUUAUUUCACCAACUAUGCGGAUAGAGGUAGCCUCAAUUUGUGCAAGGUGACCAAGAUGCUGGGACAGGUUAAGGAUUCCUUAGUGGAGCUGGAAUUAUCCCAUAAUAUCGCUAUAUGUGCUUCAAAGGAGCCGGUAAAGAUUAUUCGUUAUUUGUUAGUUAAAAUAGUUUGCGCAUGGAAAAAAAGUGGCCGGGUUUCGUAAAAAUCAUAAGCGUAUUAAAAUGAUUUUCGAUGACAAAAUCUCGUAAGCGUCAAGUAUGUUAUUUGGUUAUUUUAGGAUAUGAAAAAAUAAUGAAUACCCUGAAUAUAAAUAUAUACAUGUGAGCACUUUGCAUAGGGUGUACUCGCGACAAACCCUAAUUUUGAACGGAUCGACGCAUUUCGCAAAUCAAGUUCAAAAAAUUCAAAUGCUUCAUAUAUAUACG
Folsomia candida is the source of this 3487-nucleotide messenger RNA. RefSeq lists its product as uncharacterized. Gene Ontology annotation, molecular function: protein binding. NCBI's taxonomy places the organism in Eukaryota, Metazoa, Arthropoda, Collembola, Entomobryomorpha, Isotomidae. Bases 2092 to 3264 code for a protein of 390 amino acids. The transcript has 10 exons. The record is from RefSeq and is a predicted model, not a curated record.